CUUCCUUGUCCGUUAUUUCUGAAAGUGAGCGACAGGGUCUCAGCCCUUCCUCCCUUUCUUGGUAAACUCUCUCUCUAUCUCUCCAAGGAAGAAACAAGACAAAAGGUCUCUAUCUCGUUACGAAAGAUCUCACUUCGUCUCGGUGGUUGAAAUUUUUUCUGCAAUUGACACUUUCAUUUUACCGUCUCCUUCAUUUCCUUCUCUAAAUCUCUAUGCUUGCUCUCUCUCCUUUUGUUGGCAUUCUGUGCGGCAAGACUACCUUGGUUUGUGCCGAUUCUGAUUGGUUUUGGCUUUCAUUUAUGUUAUCUUGAGCUUGAUCUGAUCGAAAAUCAUUGAUGAAGCGCUUUGUUUUCAUAUUGGUUAAAGUUGUGAGAUUAGACGGCUUGGUGAUUCAUUUUGGGUUUAUGGGUAUGUGAAGAAUGAGGGGUUUUGUGUUGGAAGAGACCUUAGAAGUUUUACUUCGGGGGGCUUUGAGUUCAAAAGGGUCUGCGCCAAUUUGCUGGUAGAUUGUGAUCGAAGAGAAUAAAGGUCGAAUUGACGCCGUAAUCUGAUAAUUAGGCUGUGAAUUCACAAGGGUUCUAUUCGAUUAGCUGAAUUCGAGAGGUUAAAAGUGGAACCAGUGGAUUUAUCUACAAUUCAGGCUCUGAAAUUUGAAAGGUUUGUAGGAUUCCACUAAAUGUUUCUGACGGCUCCUUCAAUUGAGAAUAGGGGUUGUGAUUCUUCAGCUCCUCUGGAAUGCAUCUUGAAUAUAGUCAGGGCCCUCAGAAUGGGGUCCUGCUUGUCUGCCGAAAGCGGGAGCCCACUCCCUGGUUCGCCAUUAUCCCCUGCGGUGGUCAAGAAGCGAAAGAUCUUAAAGAAAAGGCCAGGCUCUCGGACAUCUUCCUUCGAGCAUAGUAGGGAUGAACCGUUGCAUAGAAUUCCAGGGAGGAUGUUCUUGAAUGGGUCUAGUGAAGUGGCUUCUUUGUUUACUAAACAAGGCAAGAAAGGGACCAACCAGGAUGCCAUGAUUGUUUGGGAGAAUUAUGGUUCCAGAUCAGACACGAUUUUUUGUGGUGUUUUUGAUGGCCAUGGUCCCUAUGGUCACAUUGUUGCAAAGAGAGUGAGAGAUUCACUACCUCUGAAACUGAGUGCCCACUUGGAAGUGAACAUGACUGGUGAAGAUGUUCUCAAAGAGAUCAGCCUUAAUACUGCUGGAAGCAUGAACUCGGAAGAUACUCACUUCAUAUCUGCUGGUGAAGAAUCUAGGGCCUCCAUUGAUCUUCAAGAAGCAGAAAAGCAUCCUGAGAUCUUUCAGAUUCUCAAGGAUUCAUUUCUGAAAGCUUUCAGAGCCAUGGACAGGGAACUGAGAGCACACCUACAUAUUGAUUGCUUCUGUAGCGGGACAACAGCGGUUACUCUGGUUAAGCAGGGUCAGGAUCUUGUCAUUGGAAAUGUUGGGGACUCCAGAGCAGUAUUGGGUAUGAGAGACAAAGAUUAUUCUCUAGUUGCAGUUCAGUUGACUGUGGAUCUCAAACCAAGUCUUCCAGAGGAAGCGGAUAGAAUCCGAAAGUGCAGAGGGCGUGUUUUUGCUCUUCAGGGUGAACCAGAGGUUGCUCGUGUCUGGCUGCCAAAUAAUAACUCCCCUGGCCUUGCCAUGGCUCGUGCAUUUGGAGAUUUCUGCCUAAAAGAUUUUGGUCUGAUCUCUGUGCCCGAUAUAUCUUAUAGGCACAUCACCGAGAAGGAUGAAUUUAUCGUCUUGGCUACAGAUGGGAUUUGGGAUGUGCUAUCAAACAAAGAAGUGGUAGACAUUGUCGCAUCAGCCCCAGCACGUUCCUCUGCAGCUCAGUUCCUUGUUGAGUCAGCAAUUCGAGCUUGGAGAUAUAGGUAUCCAACUUCUAAAAUCGAUGACUGUGCUGUAGUUUGCCUCUUCCUUGACACAAACACGACGUCUGCUGCUUCUAAUACCAAGUUGAAAGAGCAGCUUACCUUUGUGGAUCAGGCUGAGGCUUGCAGUGAGAAAGAGGAGCUAUCCAACCCAACAACUACGGAUUUUGUAGGAACAAUCCAAACUGACAAUGAAACUCUGCAAAAGGAUGCAAUGAAGAGGCCUUAAAGCCUAAAGGAGGAAGAAAUACAUAUGGACGCUGGAAAAGAGUGGUCUGCUCUAGCAGUGUCUUGUGUAAACACGUUAUGAAACCUGCCUAGGUUUGUGCCAGGAAAGGAAGAGAAGGAAGAUGAUUACCUUUGUCUUUGAAGAUGGCGACUUUUUUUCCUUGUUAUUGUUUAGUUUUAAUUUUCUACAGAAAGGUAAAAAGAUUUGUAGGGUCAUUGAUGUUACAUCCGGAGAGGUGGGCCCGGCUAUAUUAGCGCGUCUGGUGGGAAAGCUUCCUCCGUCUCUUUUGGGUGGAAUUGGAAUUUUGUUAAAAAUCCAUCUAUACGCCAAUUUUCUUUAAAUUUUUUAUUUUAUUUUUUAUAACAAUACAAUGAUUUGUUGGUGAUUGUAAUGUUCUGGAUGUAGACAUGCAGCAUAGCUCAUGCCAUGUUUUUUAACUUAAUGCAUUUGCUGUAAAAGAUAUUUUCUUUCC
Molecule: messenger RNA, 2564 nt
Organism: Carya illinoinensis
Lineage: Eukaryota; Viridiplantae; Streptophyta; Magnoliopsida; Fagales; Juglandaceae
Product: probable protein phosphatase 2C 33
Exons: 6
Coding region: 677-2092 (471 amino acids)
Biological process (GO): protein dephosphorylation
Molecular function (GO): protein serine/threonine phosphatase activity
Source: RefSeq, a predicted model, not a curated record